GCGCGAGAAAGACGCUCCGAAGCGAUUCGCCCAGUUGGAUCCGCAGGAUGCGGCGCUCGACGUCUGCAUCCAAGCGCGCGCGCUCGCCAACGGAGUCGCCCCAGCCAGACAGCAUCUCCCCAAAGCGGCAGGAGAGACGACCGCCUACUGCUGCACCGUUGUCGCGUGACCACAGCCUGACACGUGAUACUCAAUCUGAACCACCGAUGCUGCCCCUGGGAAAGAUGCCGGCCUUCUUGCAAUUAUCUGAAGAAGAAACCCUACAAAAAUUCAAAGAGCUAAACUGGCUCGAGAGGACCAGAGCAGCAGAUGGCCGCACCACCGAGGACUCCAAAUGGGCUCGCUGCGACGAAGACAAGACAGCCGGCCUCGACCGCUUCGGCGACAUCUUCGUCUGGAAGAACAACCGCGUGAAGCUGCACGUCCCCUCCGAGAUGAACGACUACAUCAACGCCUCCCCCAUCAUCAUGAAAAGCCAUCGCACCUCACUCCAAAGCAAAUACAUCGCCAUGCAAGGCCCCAAGCAAUGCACCACCGACCACGUCUGGCGCAUGGCAUGGCACGAGCUUGCCAGCCCCGCCGUGAUCGUCAUGCUGACCGACGAGAGGGGGUACCCCUAUUUCCCAUCCACCGCGUCUCAAACACUGUCCAUCAACACGGCUGACGAAUUCGGCGACGGCUUCUUGGGAACCGUGACGUGUGAGGGCGACGCGGAGCUCUCGGACGACGGCGCGACGGAGAUCAGGAAGCUGGUUUUACGCGUGGAGGGCGAGGAGGAGGAGAAGGUCAUCUGGCACUUGCUGUACACGCAAUGGCCUGAUUUCGGCAUCCCCGCCGAAAACGAGACCGCCUCGCUACUGAAUCUGAUCGCUCUUACCAAAGAAAAGAAUGCCAGCCCCACGAACCCGAAAAUCGUGCACUGUCGCGCGGGCGUGGGGAGGUCGGGGACGUUCAUCGCGCUGGACCAGUUACUGGGUGAGCUUGAGGCGGGGGCGUUUCCGGGGGAUCGGGGCGGUGGGGCUGGUGCUGGUGCUGGUGCUGCGGGGGGGGUUGAGGCGUUUCGGAGGGAUGAUCCGGUGUUUGAGGCUGUGAAUAGCUUGAGGAUGCAGAGGCCGAAUAUGGUGCAGGCAGUGCCGCAGUAUCGGUUUAUUUAUGAGGUACUGAAGAGGGUGUGGGAGGAGAAGUAUGGGAGGAAGCUUGCGGAGGCGGGGGGGGUGGGGAGGCCGAGGAGUACGGGGGGGGUGCCGACGGCGAAGGAUUUGAGGGAGGUGGAUGCGGAGGAUGUUCUUACGGAGUAGGGGGGAGGUUGUCUGUAUUGGUUGUGGUGGAGGGAGGGGAGGGUGGUUUAUUUGAGUUUCCAUGGCGUUUGUUUUAUGCGAGACCGAGCAAGCGGCGAGCGAACAUAGACGGAGCGCUGUAUAUUAGACGGUGCGCUAUAGUGGUCCCGGACAUUUUAGUUCGCGGGUUACGGUGAAUGAGAUAAAUCAACUGAAAUCAUUUCUCAUUACU
Molecule: messenger RNA, 1509 nt
Organism: Pseudogymnoascus verrucosus
Lineage: Eukaryota; Fungi; Ascomycota; Leotiomycetes; Thelebolales; Thelebolaceae
Exons: 2
Coding region: 48-1298 (416 amino acids)
Biological process (GO): protein dephosphorylation
Molecular function (GO): protein tyrosine phosphatase activity
Source: RefSeq, a predicted model, not a curated record